AUGGCAACGCCGUCGCUUUGGUUCCAGGUGGGUGUCGGAGACGAUGGAACUAUUAUAUACAACGGGCCGACCAGUCGCUUUCAUGCUGGUUCCCUGGAUGAAGGGCCUGGGAUUUUACAUGGGGGUGAGACUUCACCUCAAGUUGAUGCCCUCAUGUCCCAGUAUACCCUCAUGGACUCUGUCUGGAUGCCUCUCAUCUCGACCAAGCAGUAUCUCGGAGGGACCAGUGUGCCUACAGAACCUGGGCUAGCACUGCUCGAUAUAUACUGGACUUGGCUGCACCCUCUACACAACUGUGUCUACCGACCGGCCUUGAUAAUGGACCUGGCUCUUGGGGGUCCCAAUUGCUCCCAGUUCUUGCUCAUGUGUAUCUUUGGGCUUGUUGCUCGGCAUCUCCCCGAGGACCACCCUGGCUUUAGCGGCGUCGGCAAGGGGGAGAUUUAUAUAUCGGAAGCUAAACAGUUACUUCUCGAAGAAAUGGCCGCCGCAAAACCCUCGAUCCCAACCAUCCAAGGUCUCUUGAUUUUAGGAGGACGGCAGUGCGCCAUGGGGAAGAGUUCUGAGGGUUGGCUCUACACGGGAAUGGCUCUGCGCAUGAUGACCGAUAUUGGACUUCACCUUGACACAACGAAACUUGCCCAGUUGGAACGAUGGACUCCCUCUGAGACGGAGAUGAGGAAGCGCCUCUAUAACUCAGCGUAUAUUUGGGAUAAGACAUUGAGCCUCGCGCUAGGCCGCCCGCCGUCCCUUAUACGGCGGCCCUACGAAGCCCAUGAAAUCUUGGAUAAGUUUGAUGAUGAGAGGCCGUGGGCACCCAUCCUCACAUUUCAGAUCCCUGAAGUGUAUUUACCCUGCCCGUCGAUGAAUACCAGUACCUUCUGUGCCUUUUGCAGGAUACACGAAAUCACCGCAGAUAUGAUGCUUCUAUUCUCAAAUCUUCCAAUCCCUGAACGGUUUUCAACGCAGAUUAAUGACCUAGAUAAAAGGCUACAAUCUUGGUACAAUGACCUGCCACAAAUUCUCAAGAUCACAGAGCCAGAGGGUCUUAGUCAAAGUCCACCACCUCAUGUCGUUUCUAUCAAUCUUCUGUAUCAUGCGCUUCGAAUCCUCCUCCGUCGACCAUAUCUCAGCUCAUCGGAUUCCGAGCAACGGGAUCAGCAUAUGAAUGACUGCAUCACCUACUCCGUGCAGAUCAAUGCAAUACAUGGAUUAUAUGCAAGAACAUUCCCUGAUCGCCUCAUGACAUACCAAGUCAGCUACUGCAUUUUCAUUGCAGCUAGUAUAGAGGUUCAAGAGCUCCAAACCGCGCCAACAUCCGAGAGACGGGACGCUGCCGCCAAAAGGCUCACGGCGGCCGUGAGAGUUCUCCAAGACGAAGCUGCGCAUACUCCUGGCGUCGGCCGGAGCCUGGACACAAUUCGACGGCUGUUGCGCGCAGAUCAGCAUAAAGCCCUGAGGAAAGACAGUACAAAUGAACGCUCCAUUUCUUCUAUUCCCACGAGAAGGACUCAGGCGGCUCGAAUGUUGAGUAACGCUGGAAAUGUGCAAGCGGCCAGCCCUGGAGCUCCUGAUCUAGCUUCUGUUCGUGAAGUGGCAGAUCCCUACCCCAUGUUUGCUUCAACAAACUUGUUUGGUGACUUUGACGAUAUUGGAUCAGCGUGGACCGACACUGGAGCUGGUUUCCAUCCUGAAGUCAUAUCUUGGUCUGGCACUGAUAAUCUGCAAAGGCCGUCGAAUAUGUCUUCAUUUGGUGAUCAACCUUGGGGUAGUUUUUGA
This is a messenger RNA of Clonostachys rhizophaga, 1776 nucleotides long. The record is from the annotation of a GenBank genome assembly. NCBI's taxonomy places the organism in Eukaryota, Fungi, Ascomycota, Sordariomycetes, Hypocreales, Bionectriaceae.